CCGGAAUUCGUCUUGCGGGACGGAAGCUGGGGGUGCGCCCCGACCCAGCACGGAUUGACCCGGAAGAACGGCCGUGCUGCUCCUCCGCUGGUCCCGGGGGCCCGGCCGGGGUUCUGCGAGGACCCCGGGAGGGUUGAAGGCUAAGCAUGGGGAAAAGCUGCAAGGUGGUCGUGUGUGGCCAGGCAUCUGUGGGCAAAACGUCAAUCCUGGAGCAGCUCCUGUACGGGAACCAUGUAGUAGGUUCUGAGAUGAUUGAGACGCAGGAAGACAUCUACGUGGGCUCCAUUGAGACCGACCGGGGGGUGCGGGAGCAGGUGCGUUUCUACGACACCCGGGGGCUCCGAGAUGGGGCCGAACUGCCCCGACACUGCUUCUCCUGCACUGACGGCUACGUCCUGGUCUACAGCACAGACAGCCGAGAGUCCUUUCAACGUGUGGAGCUGCUCAAGAAGGAAAUCGACAAAUCCAAGGACAAGAAGGAGGUCACCAUCGUGGUCCUCGGUAACAAGUGUGACCUGCAGGAGCAGCGGCGUGUGGACCCAGAUGUGGCUCAGCAUUGGGCCAAGUCGGAGAAGGUGAAGCUGUGGGAGGUAUCGGUGGCUGACCGCCGCUCCCUCCUGGAGCCCUUCGUCUACCUGGCCAGCAAGAUGACCCAGCCCCAAAGCAAGUCUGCCUUCCCCCUCAGCCGCAAGAACAAAGGCAGUGGCUCCUUGGAUGGCUGAGGAGCUGCCAUCCCUUCUUCACCUUCCCAGCCUCAGUCCAGCUUCUGAGGCUUUGGAAGAGGGGUUGAGGGGAAAGGGGACCCCCUGCUAGGCCUGGCAGCUGGGCUGUCCCAGGCUCGGGACACUUUUGUUUCCUCCCAACUCCGGGAAGUGCAAGUAAUCUAGGUUAGCACCCCCAACCUCUUUCUCCAUCCCUGCUUUCAUCAUAUCUGCCCUGCUGUGACCAGGGGCAGUUGUGAGUCAGUGUCCUUUCAACCCAUCCUGGAUGGGAAGCAUAGUUACCAUGCAGAAGUGCCCAGUCUAGGGUCUGGUUUCAGUCACAGGGGUCCCAUGUCUCUGAGCCUCUGUCGAUGACAUACACACACACACGUGCGUAUGGCAACAGCCUGGACUCUAGGGAAAGGGUGUCCAGGUAUCGCGUAUGUGUGUGCAUGCUGGUGUUAGGGGUGCCUCCUCAUCCAGCACCUUGACCUUCCUCUUGUCUCUACCUUGGCUGGAAGCCAGCCUCCUGGGAAGUGUGAUUUUCUAUUUGACCUCUUCCCCCAAUUGUUUCACUUCCUAUUCCUGCUCAGGGAGCAGAUGGGCCUUAUUAGUUGACGUGGAAUGGAAUGAUGACAGGGCUGUCGCCAGUGGGCUUUGUGACCCAGCAAGCCUUUUCCCUCUCUGGGCUUCAGUUUUCUCAUCUGUAAAGUGACAGGAGUUGCUUAGAUGAACUUCUAGAUCCUCUCCAGCCCUGUGAUUUCAUAAUGCUCAUGGCUUCGGGCCGGUUAUGACUACCGUUUGCUUCUCCCUCUUCCAAGGUGCUAUGCCUACCAGCCCUAGAGGCUGAAACACUGCUUUCCACCAACCACUAUGGGGCAGGAGUGCACUAUCUGCUCUAGUUGACAGAACGACUGCUCAGUGCCCAAUGGGGAACCUCACCCAUGGGGGCUGGUCUUCACCCCUUCCUGUGGUUGUUUCCAGCUAAGAGCUGGACUUUAUUUAUAAAUUACCUGUUAUAAAUUAGUAUGCUGCCAUGGUUAAGGCUGGACAAGGUGCUCCUCUAGCCCUUCUUACCUCAGAUGCCUGAACAGAACAAGGCAAACAAAUAGCUUCUCGGAAGCUGACGGAUCUGUUGGGGCUCAGAAGGGUGGUUACACUCUCACCAUGCUAUAAAGUGAGCUUAUGACCCACAACUUUCUGUGUCCGCUUUGUGCUGCUUCUCAUGGAGACAGCUACCAUAGGUGAGCCCUUAUAGCCAGGCGACCUCUAAUACAUGACUCUUCUCCCCCAAACAGGAGAAGUGAACGGGGGAAGGUGGCCCAGGAUAGGGUGAGUCAAGUUAGGGCGUAUACAGGCUCGGGCUUAAAGUUCAUUUAUUGAUGCAUCGGACACAAUAAAACCACAACUGUUAUCAAAAA
Pteropus alecto (black flying fox) is the source of this 2122-nucleotide messenger RNA. It is a transcript of the gene NKIRAS2, whose product is annotated as NFKB inhibitor interacting Ras like 2. Gene Ontology annotation, biological process: canonical NF-kappaB signal transduction. The record is from RefSeq and is a predicted model, not a curated record. Gene Ontology annotation, molecular function: GTPase activity; GTP binding. Lineage: Eukaryota; Metazoa; Chordata; Mammalia; Chiroptera; Pteropodidae. The transcript is spliced from 4 exons. Bases 147 to 722 code for a protein of 191 amino acids.